Messenger RNA from Zingiber officinale, 1310 nucleotides. Its product is annotated as probable trehalose-phosphate phosphatase 6. Gene Ontology annotation, biological process: trehalose biosynthetic process. NCBI's taxonomy places the organism in Eukaryota, Viridiplantae, Streptophyta, Magnoliopsida, Zingiberales, Zingiberaceae. The transcript has 11 exons. Gene Ontology annotation, molecular function: trehalose-phosphatase activity. The coding region runs from base 98 to 1183 and encodes 361 amino acids. The record is from RefSeq and is a predicted model, not a curated record.
ACCCCUGAAAAAUCCGAUUUUUAUCCGGAGGGAGAGCGGAAGCUUCCGUCUUUCCUGAGCUUUCACGAUCACCGCUGCGACUCCGUCUCGUCGAUCCAUGACGAAGCAGAAUGUCAUGCCGGCGGAGGCCGUGGCGGCCACCUCCAUGUUCCCGUACCCGACACCCCGCGCCGGAAGCCGGGUGAAGUACCUCUCGCAAAUCGAGCUCGGCGAUUGCGUGAUCAAGUCGUGGAUGGAGUCCAUGAAGGCCUCUUCCCCUACUCACGCCAAGGCGGCCGUCGCCUUGGCGCCUCCCGAGGAAACCGACGUCGACGACGAGCAGUCAGAGUGGGUGAUGCGGCAUCCCUCGGCGUUAAGCAUGUUCGAGCAGAUCGUGAGAGACUCCAAAGGGAAGCGGAUCGUCAUGUUUUUGGAUUACGACGGGACGCUCUCGCCCAUCGUCGACGAUCCUGACUCCGCCUUCAUGUCGACGGCGAUGAGAGAAGCAGUCAAGAACGUUGCUAUGUACUUCCCCACUGCCAUCGUUAGCGGGCGACGCCUCGACAAGGUGAUUAACUUCGUGAAGCUUAGCGGACUAUACUAUGCUGGCAGCCACGGCAUGGACAUCAAAGGCCCCGCAAAGGCCAGCCACACCAAGUCCAGGGCUACCAAGCCCGUCCUCUUUCAACCAGCAUGCGAAUUCCUCCCAAUGAUAGAUGCGAUAUACAGAGCAUUGCUGGAGAGAACCAAGUCCACUGCCGGCGCCAGGGUGGAGAACAACAAGUUCUGCGUAUCUGUCCACUUCAGAUGCGUGGAUGAAAAGGGAUGGAGUGCAUUAUUCGAGCAAGUGAGGUCUGUGUUGAAGGACUACCCCAAACUGCGGCUCACUCAAGGAAGAAAGGUGUUAGAGAUUCGUCCCACUAUUAAGUGGGACAAGGGGAAGGCAUUAGAGUUCUUAUUGGAAUCACUUGGAUACGCCGACCGCAAGAAUGUAAUGCCAGUUUACAUCGGCGAUGAUCGCACCGAUGAAGAUGCAUUCAAGGUUUUGAAGGACAGAGGACAAGGUUUUGGAAUCCUGGUUUCAAAGUUCCCCAAGGAGACAGAUGCCACUUAUUCCCUCCAAGAACCAUCUGAGGUUAAGGACUUCUUGGUGCGGCUCGUCGAGUGGAAGCGCACGUCGAUGAAGGCUCGUUUUUGUAAUUAGGAUUAGAAGACGCCUAUGAAAGCUUAUGAGAUUGAAUUACUGUCUGUGUAAUCACUCGGGAAACUGAGCACUCCUCUUAAAGAGGUAGAACCUUGUAAAUAAUGGGCAUUCAAGAAAGAAGGAAUAA